AUGCCUAAUCAAUACCACGAUAUCCAAACGGUCGACGCAACGAACCAUUCGUAUAUUUUCGCGCAGAAUGUGUCAAUCCCGUUAAGGACUGGAGGAUUACUUCGCUGUAACGUUUAUAAGCCGCGGAAAACAUCAGAAGGAAGCAAAUAUCCCGUUCUUGUCACGUACGGGCCGUACGGCAAGGAUGUCCCUUAUGAACAGUUUAACCCCAAGAGCUUCGCAGAAGUGGACCCAGCUCAUCGGACAGAACAUUCUGCAUGGGAGACGCCUACACCCCAGUACUGGACCGACCACGGCUAUGUUGUCGUGCGAGUGGAUGAGCCUGGCAUCGGGCAGUCUCCAGGUCAGCUUCAUGUUAAAUCUGCAGCUUCCAUUGAUGGAUUCUGCGACGCUAUCGAAUGGGCUGCUUGUCAACCUUGGUCCUCCGGGAAAGUCGGGAUCCUCGGAAUCAGCUACUACGCCGCCACGCAGUGGCAGGUUGCAGCUCGGCAGCCUAAAGGAUUAGCGGCGAUAGUGCCAUGGGAAGGAUUUUCUGACGCCUAUAACGAGUCAUUGCGGCAUGGCGGCAUCCUCUCGAACAAGUUUUUCUCUCUGUGGUACGAUCGUCAGGUUGCGCCGAAUCAGUAUGGGCUUCCGGGGCGAGCGGCGCGCAAUUGGGGUCCCGAUACUGUUGACGGGGAUCUCAGCGCAGAGGAAUUAGAUGCAAACCGUUACAAGGCCGUAAUGCAUGAGCAGCGGUACCGUGACAACAAAGAUAUCUCGUCACUGAACUUCAAUCUGGAAGAUGUUACAGUCCCCCUUCUCAGCGUUGCUAAUCUCGGUGGGAUUCUUCUGCAUCUUCGAGGAAAUGUGAUGGGAUAUCUUUGGUCUGGGUCUGAAUUCAAAUAUCUUCGAUUCAUUGUUGGACGCCAUGAUCUGCCAUUCUACUACCCUGAAGAAGUAGAGAUACAAAGGAGCUUCCUCGAUGCUUGGCUGAAAGGGCAUGACCGAGAGGGCUGGACACAGAAAGGGGCUCUUCCGCCUGUGGAUUUGAUUCUACGUAAGGGCAACGUUGGUUACAAUAACCCAACAGCGGAGAAACAGUUUCUUCGCCGUAAAGAAAAGGAAUGGCCAUUGGCCAGGACACAAUACACCCCCAUUUACUUAACAGCGGACUAUGAGCUACAACUCGACCAACCACACCAGCCAACGCCAAAGAAACUCUGCUACAGCGCUCUGGGUAAGGCAAACGAUUCCGACAUGGUGACAUUCCAAUCGGCUCCUUUUGAGAAAGAAACAGAGAUCACCGGGCACAUUGUGGCUCACCUCAACGUAUCCGUCAGCAGAGAUCAAUGGGGAAAUUCACCCUCGGACUUAGACUUGUUUCUCAGUCUACGUCAUAUAUCAUCAUCUGGCGAUGAGAUAUCCUACACAGGCUCUACCGGAAACCCUGUCCCAGUGACCAAGGGUUGGCUCCGUGUUUCUCUCCGCAAGACCGACCCUCAGCACCCACGCCACCGGCCUUGGUUGCCGUAUCGCAACUACUACUCCACGGAUGUUCUACCUGUAAUUCCCGGCGAGGUGUAUCCCGUGGAUGUGGAACUCUGGCCAACUAACGUAGUCGUCGAAGCUGGAGGCCGGCUUGUGUUAGAGGUUAGUUCCGGGGACACUGCAGGAACUGAGAUCUGGGGUCAUGACGAUCCGAUUGACAGGUCAGAGGCUGUCUUCGAAGGUCUCAACAAUGUCCAUUUCGGGCCCAGUUAUGUUAACUAUAUCACCCUCCCGAUCAUUCCUUGCAAUGAGGAAUCCUUGUAA
This is a messenger RNA of Aspergillus caelatus, 1794 nucleotides long. RefSeq names its product CocE/NonD family hydrolase. The coding region runs from base 1 to 1794 and encodes 597 amino acids. Gene Ontology annotation, molecular function: dipeptidyl-peptidase activity. The record is from RefSeq and is a predicted model, not a curated record. The transcript is spliced from 3 exons. Lineage: Eukaryota; Fungi; Ascomycota; Eurotiomycetes; Eurotiales; Aspergillaceae.